Molecule: messenger RNA, 3423 nt
Organism: Penaeus vannamei (Pacific white shrimp)
Lineage: Eukaryota; Metazoa; Arthropoda; Malacostraca; Decapoda; Penaeidae
Source: RefSeq, a predicted model, not a curated record
CCUGGUGAUCGCGUCGGCCCUGCUGGCGGUGGGCGGAGCUCUCGACAUGGCCAAGAUCCAAGGCAAGAACCGCAUCUUCACGUCGUCCACCUUGGGCUGGGAGGACACGAAGGCGGGCGACGUCCCCCCCGCGCACGCCCUCCCUGUGGUCAAGGAUGGCCCGCUCUGGUGCCGCGCCAAGACCCACGCCACGUGGAUCGCCGGCUCGGUCGUCGACGGCAAGUGCACGAUGACCUUCGUGCGACGCUUGCUCGAGGUCACGGAGUACGAUGUCCUCGUCUCCGUCAACGACUCCGCCAGGGUGCUGGAGGUCGAGUGGGACCGACUCACGGCCAUGCCGCCCAACGGCAUCGCCACCCCGAACAUGAUCAUGGCCAUUUCCGACGAUAACGACACCGUCCUGGCCGGCUACGUCUCCCCGAGCGAGCGGCGCGCCCACUUCGUCAAGGACGGCGAAGCUAUCAGUCAAAAUAACGCGCUCAUCCUGACGGAGGACGAGCCCGUCCGCUACGAGGUGGACCGCAUUGUUGUGCGCGAAGAAGAAAGUCAGAUCACCGACGAGGACGUCAAAGUCGGCAACGCAACUCUGGUGAACAACGAGGAAGAGGAGAAGCUGGAGUCGAGCAUGGUGGACUACGUCUCCCAGGAGAAGAUCUACUGGGGUCGCGUCCGGGGCACCAUCACCGGCCUGACCUCCACCGUCACCGAACCCUCGGGAGUGAAAAGGGAGAUUACCUGGGGCGUGGAAAACGAGCUGGACCACAUGGAGCAGCAGAAGGUGGAGUAUAACCUGCCAGCUGGAGCAGCCGUUCAGGUCAAGCUGAUCGCCGUCAUGAGGAAGUACGAAGCGCCCUACUCCGCCCUGCUGACGGCCAUCUAUAGCGACAGCGUCCGCCGGUCCUGGAGCAUCGAGGGCCUCCACAUUCACAACUACCUGGCUGAACUGCGGGCAGAGUUUUCGAAGCCAUACUACCUUACCAACAACACGGAGAUCGAGGGAGACUUCCCCACCUCCCAGAUCCUGCUCCACUCAACCACCACGACAACCACCACGACCACUACCACUCAGACGCCCACAAACUCCAAAGACAGCGAGGACAACCCUGUAUCAGAGUCGCUGGCCACAACCGACGGAGACAGCCAGACCACCGGGGAUGCCAGCAGCGUGUCUAGGCUCCUGCCCCCGGUGCUGGCCAUGUGUGCGUCACUACUGAUGGCUGCUAACGCCCUCUUCCUCUCCUAAAUAACGGAGCUUGCCCGCGGCGGCCGGGAACGCAAAUGGGCACGUGUCACGUCCUCGUAAAGCAUCUCAAGACUCAUGGUUUGGAACAGUAUGGAAUUAUUUACGGAUUCAGCUGCGUGUGUUUUCGGCCUUGAGAAAAAGGGCCCGAUUCGAUUGUACAGGUCAUCAUUGAGUGGACCUAAAGCCAUGCUCGAUUUCACAAGAUGAAUGUAUUUUAAAAGCUUUUUUUCAUCUCAUAGUGUCUCACAUAGCCUUGAGGAAGUUAUGUAUAUGUACUGUUAUAUAAAAAAAAAAGUUUAAGAGCUAACAAGAUUAGUAUUCUGCAUUACUCUUCUUCCAGUGCAAAGUUGCACCUUCAGCAUCUCUCUUUCCACUCAUUCUGACGUGAAUCUCCACAGUCUUCACUGUUGUUUCGUGAACGUUUUUAGUGUGAACAACAUAUUGAUGUAUUGUGUCUAUGUGAAGCCUAUUAAUCUUAGCUUGUUCAACGAGCAAAACAGCCUUAUAGACAUUAGUAUGAUCUACUAUCUGUCUCGUAGCAUCUAGGCUGUACAAGUUCACGUCUGAUGUUUUAUCUCCCUGUUGGCUGGUCCAGAACCCAAGAUGUACCGAAUUUGAGACACGGGUGCAGAUCUCUUCUUUCACAGUACAGGAAGGGUUGUAUAUUAGGUAUGGUGUAUAAUCACUUCUGUCCGUAGGCACACAUUAUGUAGUUUUUUUCAUUGGAUCCUCAUGUUGAAGUGAUUUUAUUUUCUGCAGAAUAUCACCUUGAUUCCCCAGAUAAUUGGGAAUCAAGUAUUCAUAUAAUCUAAGAACUACAGUCAAUACCAGCUAUAUAUCUACAUAUAUUCAAGUAUUUGUUCUAGUGAAAGAUAUAUUCACCAGAGAAAAAAGAGAAAGAUAUUUUGGAACAUUGUUUUUUUCCACGAGAGAAAGAAGGUUCAACUAACAUCCGUACUUAUAGUGUUGUGAAAAAACUGCGAAUUAAAUAUAAGAAGUCAGAAUGGUAUUAUAAGAGAUAGACGGUACUCUAAUGGAAAUUCCCGUUUGGCAUAGUAUUUCCAAGUAUUGUAGUCUGAGAUAAGAUGUAUCAUAGGGAUAACAUGUGGUCUUCACUAUUUUAUAUCUAGUAGCAUUGUAUAGGUGUGGUUAUAGUGUUUCGUGCUGUAGGUUAGCAGGGUGGUGAAGAUGCUUGUGUUGAUUAGCAUCGAACUUGCGGAUUUGUCUGACAAGGGGAGUAAGUCCUUAAAAAGAAGGAAGAUUUUUUUGGAUGCGUCCGGUCGAAGUGAUGGCUGUCUUAUCACUGUACCCCGACAGCCAUUACUGAAGGAAAGAAUGGUCUGGUGGUAACAGGCUAAAACGUAGUUCUUUUUGUCAGUAGAUGAUAUUAGUUUUAUUUUUUUAUACAAAAGUUUACGAAAGUAUUGAUAAAAAAAAUAUACUGUCAUUCCAUGUGCUUGAAUAACAAUCACGGACACCCUAUGAGAAAUUCCCCGUGUUUUAGCAGUGUUUUUUUUUUCUUUCUUUCUUUUAUUUUUUUUAAAUCAGAAUCAGUAUGAUGCUUUCUACCUGUACUUCUGAAUAUUUGUAAAUUGAAAGUCCUUCUGUUAGGUAUUAACAAAAAGACAUUUUUAUUUGUAAAUUUGUAUUAUAUAUUUGGAUUAGACUUUCUUGGUCAGUUCAUUGGGUCAUGUUUUUUUGUUUGGACAUGAUGGUGUGAAAAGACAUACACUGUUUGUGAAAGAAUGUAUACAUACUAUUUUCUGUGUAUUGCUUUAAAGAGAAACCUUUGUAACUUGAUCAGGAAAAAGUUAAUUCUUUAUAUUGUAGAUUGAUAUAGUUCUCAUUAGCUAAGACUGUCUCUCACUCUUUCUUUCUUUCUUUCUUCGCCCUCUUGUUCGUCCUUUCUUUCUCUUUAUUUAUAUUCUUAGCCCCAGUAAUCGUUGUUUCAGGCAUAUACACCAACUAACACACAAAAAAGAUCUUGGUAAAGUUUAGAUGCAAAGUCUUUAUGGAGUGUGUAUUAUCUCACACACACACACACACACACACACACACACACACACACACACACACACACACACACACACACACACACACACACACACACACACACACACACACACACACACGUCUUUACUUAGUUUUUAUGCUGACCAUAAUUGCUCUGUCUAUACACC